Diutina rugosa is the source of this 645-nucleotide messenger RNA. RefSeq names its product Trs33p (gene TRS33). NCBI's taxonomy places the organism in Eukaryota, Fungi, Ascomycota, Pichiomycetes, Serinales, Debaryomycetaceae. The record is from RefSeq and is a predicted model, not a curated record. Gene Ontology annotation, biological process: endoplasmic reticulum to Golgi vesicle-mediated transport; regulation of GTPase activity. The transcript has a single exon. Bases 1 to 645 code for a protein of 214 amino acids. Gene Ontology annotation, cellular component: cis-Golgi network; trans-Golgi network; TRAPP complex.
AUGGGAGACAUUCUCGAUGGAAACCCCCAGGUGGCGGCAGUGGCGCUCCAGCUACUCGUGCAGGAGGUGGUGCCGACGCUGAUUCGAGUGUCGCAUGCUCUUCAGACCCAGGAGAAGCCCCGAGAGUUCACUCCUACUACUUCCUCGACUGAGCUUCUGACAGCGGUGCCCCACGACCUCCCGGGCACCGUCGACAUCUACGACCUGCCGCUUUUGGGCAGUGACGACGUCAGCAUCCGCGUGGAGAAGUACGGGUUCCACAUUGGCGUCUCUCUCGCCGAGGUGCUCCUCUUUAAGAACAACCACAUCAGCCACACCACCACCAAGAUCGGCGAUAUUUUGGACAUCAUGAAGUUCAUCUGUCGCGACGUGUGGAAGUGUGUUUACGGCAAGCAGAUGGACAACUUGCGGACCAAUCACCGGGGCACAUUUGUGCUUGUCGACAACUCGUUCAAAACGAUCCGCGGCAUGAACUCGCCCAAGGGGAUCCAGGACACCAUUGCCAAGGCGGAAACGUACCUCUGGUUCCCCAGUGGCCUCAUUCGCGGCGUGCUUUCCAGUUUUGGCAUCGACGCCACCGUGCUGACGGAGAUCACCCAGUUCCCCGCGGUGACGUUCAACAUCUUGACUCUGAUCAAUAACUAG